AAUAAUCUCUCACUAGCCUUAAAAAUAUUAUUUUUGUCCACUACCACUACCUUGUAAAUGAUUUCUCCCUCACUUGGUGUUUGUUUGUGUCUCCACCCACUGCACAAAAUCAAAAAGGUGCCAUGAGGAUCAUCUAUAUAUAUAUAUAUAUAGAAGAAAUUAAGAUCAACCAGCAGCAUAUAUAUAUAGAUCAUAUCACCCUAGCUAGCUAAUUAAGUAAGUGCAAAAAUUAAUUAAUGGCUGCUAAUAAUAAUAGUUUUCAUCUUAUUGUGACUCUUCUUGCUUUCUCUCAUCUUCUAUUCAUGGCCAAUGCUAUCUCCUCGUCUGGGAAGAUUCAUAGACAUUUGUUGCAUGAGAAAGUAGAAAUGUUGGAUUCUGGGGACAUGACCAAAAAUCAGAUAGUGAACAUGGAAGAAAAUGCGUCGUUUAUAGAAGACGAAUUCAUGAGCGAGAGGAUGGAUUUGGAGAAAACCGACUAUCCAGGACCAGGGGCAAACAAAAAUCACACUCCAAAACCACCGCAACGUGAUUAAUAUUAUUGAGACUGAUAAAUACUCUAUAUAUGUUUUUAUAUAUUUCUGAUUAAUUGAAGUAUGGAUAACGAUGAAUGGUGGGAUUAUAAGGCCGGUGAUAUCGGGUUAUUGGUUUGUUCAAUGGAUUAAUUGUGUGCAUCAUAUCAGUGUACGUGCAUUAGUGCAUAUCAGUUAACAAGGAAGUUAAUUAUAUAAAUUUCCUGAAUAAAUCUUAUCUUAAUUUA
Messenger RNA from Erigeron canadensis, 757 nucleotides. RefSeq lists its product as uncharacterized. The record is from RefSeq and is a predicted model, not a curated record. The transcript has 3 exons. Lineage: Eukaryota; Viridiplantae; Streptophyta; Magnoliopsida; Asterales; Asteraceae. Bases 237 to 533 code for a protein of 98 amino acids.